UAUGACACUUUUAAACAUUUUUUUAAAUGCUAUCACCAGUCACCAAACAUACACAUUAUGCACGGUAAAAAAUCUUUACUCCCCAGUAGGGUCCAAAAUUCUAGGACCAUUAUGAAAAUCCUUCUGUUUCUUACUUUUCAUUACAGUAUCAAGAUUGGGUUCAUUAUGAAUACAACUUAAGUUAAAUGUUGAAUUAAAAAUGUACUGGAUUUCAGAAUUUGGCUGAGUGCUUGAUCAUAACUUUUAUUUUUCUAUUCAUUCAGAGAAUGGAUUGAUAGUGUGUUUAAUGGUUUGUUGUGUGGGAGGUUUUGAGUGUGUAGUUGUACUUAAUUCAGAUAUUGCUUGUAGUAUGUUGGUAGUAUGUUGCUAUCAGGGGCGUAGCUACAUGGUGGCCAUGGGUGGCCACGGCUCCCCCUGAAUGAUGGAUGGCCACCUAUCUGGCCACCUCUGUUGUGCGAAGCAGUUUUGAGAUGCGUGUCGGAGUUUACAGAGUGCUGCGCAGAUCAUUUAGCGAAUGCACUGAAAGUAACGUGAGAACAUUACUCUCGCGUUAAUAUGAUGUCAUACGCUGACGCACUGACGCAAACAGUCUGAGCGCUAUUAGCUGAACAGAAAAACACACUCCCUGCCAGAAUCGCACUGCCUUCGCGUGCGCGCGCGCGUGACGUCACUCGAUGCCACCGCUGGUUUACAAAGGCGUUUCUGGUCUGUAACUCGUGUUUUUCAGUAAUCGUUGUGAAAAUGUCACAUUCUUAGACAAUGUAAGCAAUAUAGGAAUAUUUAUGUGAUUGAUUUUAACUUUGUUUAAAUGUCUUAUAUUUACAUACGGAUAAUAAGCAUGUAGUGGAUAGAAAUAACGUUGGAUUAAACUAAAUUGACUUUCUUGUUGUUCCAAAUGACUGUAAACAGUAAUGCAUUACUGUCUGAUUCAACUCAGGAAUCAAGGCAGAAAAUUACAUGUAGUUGAGGACACACACUGUAAAGGAAGCAGACACAUCUGACAAUAUAAAAUAAUGUAUAAAUUGUCAAAUUGAAAAUAGAAAAAAAUGGUUUUAAAUAGCGUACACUGACAUUUUUUAAACGGGUAAAGACAAAUGUUGAUCAUGCAGAAAGAUUUAUUGAUUUAAGUUUAAAAGGUAAUGUAACAUGGGGUGGGGGGGGGUAUAAUGCUCUCUAUAAUGCUUUAUAGUAAUGAUAGACACUUGUCUUUUUCAGGAGACAGACUACAGAUCGAAAGAUGUCACCAGCAUCGGUUUUUAUGUGUCUCUGACAUUGCAAACCUGAGAUCUGCAUAGGCGGAGUAGGCAAAUGCUAGGGGCGCCAAAAUGAGUGAAGACUUUAAUUAUAAUUCAUUAUCUUAACUCGUUAUUAAUUAUGUCACCUAGUGUGAUCUGUGCAGCUAAUCUCACUCCCAGACUACAAUUUACAUUAUGUUGUGUUCAGACCAUUAUGUUCGCGUUCCUUGCUCUUUAUUAUUCGCGGGAAUAGUUAUUUUCGCGUAAGGCAAAUUUCUCGCCGGAGUUGAAUUUUUUCAACUUGCACGUGUAACCGGCACUACUCUCCCCGCGCGGGCCUCGAACCGUCGUCGGUCCGGAUGGGAGAUGGGCGCUCUAACGAGGAGGCUAAAGACCGCAGUCUCUAGACUAGAGCGUCUCUGUUGGUCGGGGAGUGAGGUUUACACACUGCGCAGCUCUUCACUAGCUGGCCUUCGUUACACACGGAAGACGCGAUACACGCACGUUCGCAGCCCGUUUCCCGUCAUUCACAUUGCAUCUAUUUCUUUACAGUGACUGUGUAGGGAAACUCCUAUUACUGUAUGUGGCCUCGUGGAUAGAGUACGUAUUUCGCAUUUUGUACUUCUCGCUGUUUAAAAGUUCGAACCCCGCUUGGAGCAGGUUGAGGUAGGAUCGGUUACACAUGUCAGCCACGUGCAAACACCAAACCAUUUAUACAAAACUUUUAUACAAAGGUGAGUUAAAAAAAACAUAUCAGAUGUGAAAAGGUAGGAAACAAAAAAUGUUGCAAUAUAGAGGUGCAAAUUAUAAGUUACAAUUUCUUAUUUAGAACCACUCUACAAACUUAUUUUAUGAGAAUAUAAUUUUAUUUUAUGUACGUGAAUUGUUUUUUGUGAAUGUAUAUAUAUAAUUUGUGCACGUGAAUUAGAUUUUAUGCAUGUGAAACUGGCUAAACAAGUGUACAUCUUGUUUUAUGUGUGAAUAAUUAAUGAGAUCAAAAUCGCUCCAUAAAGUGUGUGGCACUAUAGCAUGUGCCAUUUAUUUAAGAAAAUCCAAAACAGCAUUUGCGCAGAGGUUGACAAAAUGUAUAAAAACAAUGCUUUUUUUGCUUUUUAAAUCAUCUUUAUUUAUUAAUUUUAUAUAGGAGGGGCGCAAUCUUAAAUCUUGCCUAGGGCACCAACAGAGGCUGGGCCACUCUCUCUUAAUUUAAAACCCUUACGAAAAUUUGUUUUUGCUACAGUUAAAAUUGAAAAACCAUUACAUUUACAUUUAGUCAUUUAGCAGACGCUUUUAUGCAAAGCGACUUACAAAGACUUAAAAAAACAUGUAAACAAUGGUUACUGUAGAACCAUCCUGUAGUACUGUGGGUUAUUUUCGUAAAUGAAGACGCUUUCUCGCGAGAUCUGACAACAGUGAUCGCUACUAACUUUCAAGUCUCGCGUUGCCAGAAGUCUCAGUAGGGCUACAGUUGAUAUUUUUAAAAUAUAGAACAUGAUAAGAUACAUCAACAAUCGCUGCGCUAACUGGCCAAAGAACGAAAAUGAACCAGUCUUGACUAUACGUGGGCUACAAAUAGCUGGUCUGAAUUGGAGCUAAAUCGUGGCUACGCACAAAACAUGUCAAAGAAAUUAAACCAAACGCCUUAAACACUGUUGGUUUUGUUUACAUGAUGGACUAUAAUACAUCAUACAAGUUUUUUUGGCAAAAACGACAUGUAAACAAAUUUAUGGUUAUUUGGGCUAGAAGUGGGUUACUCAUAGCCGGACUAUAUAUGGUCAGGGGUGCACAUAAGUACUCAUCUGGUUCUCAAGAGAGCACCUGGAGAUUCGGUUUGGUGCUCACAUUGCACAUAGUGUGACAAAUUAUUUUAGAUUUUUUUUAGAUUUUAGAUUCAAUUUAUUGUCAUUGCGAAGGUACAAGGCAACGAAAUGUGACCUCUGCAUUUAACCCAUCCAGAGAGUAGUGAACACACGUACCCCCGGAGCAGUGGGCAGCUAUCACUGCAGCGCCCGGGGAGCAAGUAGGGGUAAGAUGCCUUGCUCAAGGGCACCUCAGUUGUUACCCGCCGGCCCUGGGAAUCGAACCGGCAACCUUCUGGUCACGAGUCCGACUCUCUAACCAUUAGGCCACAAAUUAUAUUUACCUAUUAAAAAUAAAAGUAAAAUAGUAGUUACUUUUUAAUGAACAAUAAACAAAAUAAUAAAGUGGGAUACUAUAUUUAUAUUACUUUAAAGUACACUUAAAAUACAAUGAUAAUGUAUUUCUUCUUGUUUUUCUUUUUACAUUAGUAAAUAUUAAUUUUCAACACCAAUUUUGAAACCUAAAACGACAACCUUUUUGGUUUUUGGCAGGUUGCUGGGAAGCGCACUCGCGAACGCACAUGGAGACUUUCGGUGCGGAGCUAGGAUCGAGUAUAGCAUAGAGAAACACAAGCUGCGUGCAAGUGUCAAGUUUAAACAGCUUGUCCUUUUAGAAAGUUUAAGAGAAGCGGUGUUUUGGUAGACGUGCAGCGCAGCUCAGUUCCAGACAUUCACAGAGGCUGCGCGUGCCGCGCGCUUCUCUAGUAACGAAAGCAGAACCAACAAAGGCGGAGCUACCAAUAGCCUACUCACCGGUAACAAACGAGAUAUCAGUGAUUUGGCAGCAUUCAGUACAAACGGAAAUCUUAUCCAGUAUUACAUUUAGUCGGUCUAAAACAGUGAUUGUGCAUCAAAAGGUUUCAACCAUGUCAGUACGCAAAUGAGCGUUCUAAACUUAUUUACACAGCGCAUUUUUAAUUUUGGUUGUGCAUGCGCACCUGCGCACCACUUAUGCGCAUCCCAGUCUAUACUUAACCGAGACGUUGAAAUGACGGCUAUUGCUUGCUGGGAGCAUAUUGGUCAGACAAGCAGAAUACAGGGCCUAGCAAAACAGAACACCAACAUUAUUGCAAUUUCUUUCCAUAUUAUUACAAUUCUUUAUUGUUAGAAUGAUACUUAUUGAUUAUUAUAAAAUAACAUUGCGAUUAUAAAAUAACAGUGCUAAAGUAAUUGUAUGUAUUAAGUAAUUCAAAACAGUUGUAAAUGUACCUUUACCUAUGCUUCUAAGUAUACACGGGAAUAUCCUUACCAAGAUAAAACAGAUGUCCUCUUGUAUAAAAGUUCAAAUCACCUAGGCCUAACUAUUUUUAAAAAAGAUAAGAAAUUAAGAAAACGCAAACCACGCAAACCGUGUCGCAUUUGACUUGUCUUGCCGAUCGUCUGCGCAGAGUCGCAUGAAGUUGAAAACACCUGAACCUUAUACGUCAGUCAUUGAACUAAGAUUGCGAUUGGCCAUGGACAUUACAAUUGACCAAACGAGCAAUAUGGGAUCUCAUAAAGCAGCACAGUGUCCUGUUUGUGCACAAGCGUAUGUACUUUCUUAGCGCUCGCGCACAGAAUGGCGUUUUGUAAAAGCCGAGGAAAUGAAUUUGUUAUCCUGUUUGCGGUCAGUACAUUCAGUACUUUAAUACACUGCAGAAGUUUUCUACAUUUGUCUGGGACACAAACAACCAACGAUGAAGGGGAUACAAUGUUAUCUGAUAUGUCAGAUCAAGAGGGAUUUGUUGAGCAGUUAGCGGAUUUUGACUACCCCAUUGAUGACGACGUAGUCUCUGAUGUAACUAGCGAUGAAGGGGAUAAAACGUUAUCUGAUGAGCAGUUAGCUGAUUUAGACUACCCCGUUGAUGACGACGUCGUCUCUGAUGUAACUAGCGAUGAAGGGGAUAAAACGUUAUCUGAUGAGCAGUUAGCUGAUUUUGACUACCCCAUUGAUGACGAUGUAGUCUCUGAUGUAACUAGCGAUGAAGGGGAUAAAACGUUAUCUGAUGAGCAGUUAGCUGAUUUUGACAACCCCAUUGAUGACGAUGUAGUCUCUGAUGUAACUAGCAAUGAAGGGGAUAAAACAUUUCUUGAUAUGUCAGAUCAAGAGGGAUUUGAGCAAUUAGCUGAUUUUGACUACCCCAUUGAUGACGAUGCCGACUCUGAUGUAACUAGCGAUGAAGGGGAUAAAACAUUAUCUGAUGAGCAGUUAGCUGAUUUUGACAACCCCAUUGAUGAUGACGUCAUCUCUGAUGUAACUAGCGAUGAAGGGGAUAAAACGUUAUCUGAUGAGCAGUUAGCUGAUUUUGACUACCCCAUUGAUGACGAUGCCGACUCUGAUCUGCAGAGCAGUGCUGUAACACCAGAACAAUUAGGAAACUCAUCUGAAGGAGGCUGGGCUGCUAUGUCUCCAAAGCUGAGGUGUGGUGACGAUUUAAUGAAUUUGCAACUCUUUGGUUCAGGUGUGGACCAAGUUGAGCUUUGUCGAAGGUAAUUCUGCACCUGUUCCUCUUGGCCAUUUGCCACCUGAUUGUGGACUCACUUCACCCACUCGUGGAGGUCUUGUUUAUGCUACACCCUAUGAUGGAUGUGGUGUUGCACAA
Triplophysa rosa is the source of this 5676-nucleotide messenger RNA. RefSeq names its product fibrinogen-binding protein-like. NCBI's taxonomy places the organism in Eukaryota, Metazoa, Chordata, Actinopteri, Cypriniformes, Nemacheilidae. The record is from RefSeq and is a predicted model, not a curated record. The coding region runs from base 4653 to 5567 and encodes 304 amino acids. The transcript has 10 exons.